Molecule: messenger RNA, 1688 nt
Organism: Eupeodes corollae
Lineage: Eukaryota; Metazoa; Arthropoda; Insecta; Diptera; Syrphidae
Product: arrestin domain-containing protein 3-like
Exons: 6
Coding region: 414-1547 (377 amino acids)
Biological process (GO): protein transport
Cellular component (GO): cytoplasm
Source: RefSeq, a predicted model, not a curated record
AAAGUAACAUUAACAUUUUGUCAACACAAAAUCAGUAUUUACAAGAUCGUUGCAUUUAAAUGCAAUUUUAAGGUCGGAAGAGUUGUUUUUAUUUUGUUGUCUAGGUGAUAGAAUUGUAUCAUUUCCUUGUGAGUUAACCGUUGUUAAGUUCAUAACUUCCUGUAAAACGUUAAAAUAUUCAAAUUAAGUUUUGAAUUUUAUUCUUGAGUUUUGUGUUUGCAAUUAAAGCGUCGAGUAAGAACAACGCACGACGACGACGGUGUAUUCUGACGUGUAGUUUAAGUUGAAAAAAAUAUCGGAUUCCAAAUUUAAGAAAACCCAUUCAGUGUUUUUGAACAUAAGUCAGUCAAUAAUAUUGAAGUUGGAUUUAUAGGAAAAAACAGACCAAAACAAAACUCGAUUUCAUACACAUCAUGGGAAUACGAUUUGAAAUUUUGUAUGAGGAGAACUCAAAUGGAAUGUAUUUUACCGGACAAGUUGUUAAAGGCCGAGCCUUGAUACACGUUGACGAAGAAAUUCCAUUUAAAGGUAUUCAAUUGCGAGUAAGGGGUUACGCGAAAGUGAGAUGGGAUGAAAGUUCGGCAGGAGAAUCAUCAGACAUAUAUUUUGACGAUGAAAGAUACUUUGAUUCUUUAACUGAGUGCAUUGAUACCAAAGGUCUUGAACUAACUCUACUUCCUGGUACAUAUACAUACACUUUUGAAUGUGUGCUGCCCUCAGAAUGUCCUUCAUCUUUUGAGGGUGUCUAUGGUCUUAUAAGAUAUGACACAAAAAUAACCGUAAUCCGACCACGAGCAUUUAACAAAUCCUACAAAAUGGCAUUUAGUGUUCUUAAAAUUUUUGAUCUAAAUCAUCUUCCUGAAUUAAGAGUUCCUGCGAAAAUGGAAGAAUUCAAGCACUUCUGUUGCGGACCGUGUAGAUCAAAACCGCUAAUUCUAUUAUUAGAAAUACAGAGAACCAGCUUUGUUCCAGGAGAAAUAAUACAUUUUAAAGCUAAAUUUUUUAACACCAGCAGCACAGUGGUUGAACAAAUUCGUGUGACUUUGAAUUUGGUAGCUUUGUACUCGGUAAGAAAUCGCAUUCGUACAAAAGAAGAAAAAAUUGUCAUUGCCAAGAAAAAAUUCGGUGCAUUUGAUUCGAACACGGCUCAAUUUAUUGACAAUCUUCAAGUACCUCCAACUCCACCAACAUGUGUUGGACUUUGUCCAAUUAUUAAGAUAAGUUAUGAAGUAGCUGCCACAGCUAAAGUGAAAGGAGUCCAUAUCAAUCCGAUUGUUGCAAUUCCAAUAACAAUUGGUAAUGUUCCGUAUGUUGGACAAUCAGACAAUAUUAUGCCAGAAGAUAGUUUGAUAGCCAAUUUGUCAAGAGGCAUUGCACCGAUACAAUCGCCGGAUGUUGAACUCCCUCCACCAACAUACGAGGAAGCACAUUUUCUAAGAAACCUUCCAAAAGGUACAACUAAUCAAGAAAAGGAAGCUCAAAUUGAUAAAAGUUCAGAUAAGUUCUACCCGAGGUAUCCUUUUUACAGUGAAGCGGCUUAUCAAUAAAAUACAACUCUAAGACAAGGAGUAAUUUACUUUGGUAGAUAAAUUCUGACAUUGUAAAAAGUUGAAUAUAACUAAAAUUGUAUACAAAAUAUUUUAAAUUAGAGACAUAGUUAACAAAUAAUAAACUUUAAUGUUGUAUAA